Messenger RNA from Penicillium brasilianum, 2447 nucleotides. Lineage: Eukaryota; Fungi; Ascomycota; Eurotiomycetes; Eurotiales; Aspergillaceae. The record is from the annotation of a GenBank genome assembly.
CUAGGAUUUCUCGCAUCUUCAUGCUUUUCCUUCUGUAAAAGCCAACUCUACGGGGAAUAUAUAAGCUACUACUCUCCACUGAACUAGGAACAAAACAUGUGCUACCCAACAUGUGCUGCUGGAUGGGCAAACGCCUACCAUCAUGGGGUGUUGAGCCAUACUGAAGAUAGGUGCCAAAUGUGGGAUACUACCUAGGUGAUGCUUCUCAAAGACAACACGCUUUUGAUAUUGGAAUCUUAGAAAGAGAAAAAACAUGCACCCGAAUAGCCGCCUUACCAUAAUUCCAGCAACCUUCAAUUACAACUGUGUAUUACAAAGCUGGAUUUCGGUUCGCCAAGCUGUCGAAGUCAAAUGCGUGAACUAGCUCGUAUGAAAACCAGGAUCUGAAGUUGAUUCAAAUGAUACGAUACCGAUCAUUUAGAAGAUGGAUAACCAUCUCUUUGUCGCCCAGUCAAUCUCGCCCAAACCUAGCCCUACAACUUCGGCCGAGCGGGCUUUCGAUUCAAUUCAUUGAGAUGCAACGAGCUGAACUAUGUACUGGGCCUAUGAUUCUAGCAAGAAGGAAGUUCCCAUGUUACACCUCGGGUUAUUCGCCGUACACCCAGCGAGAAAAGGACUGUGACAGGAACAAAUAUCUCGGAUGCACCUCGCAUACUGCAACAUUUGACCCGCUCACUGUGGAAAUCGCUCUUUGCUACCAAUUGCCUAGGUUCCCACCGGUUUAUUUCCUCAACCCUGGCUGGUUCAUCAGACACGCCAAUCGCAUCAAGAUGUCGUUUCAGACGCCCGUGUCGACGGUAUCGACUCACAUUGGAGGGCUGGGCACCAUAGAUGGAUUCCACUAUGCCAACGGAGUGGAGCAAUACUGCGGCAUUCCUUACGCCUCGUUAUCAAAGCGAUGGACGCGCUCUAUACUGAGCACAACCUGGGAAAAUGACUACCACAAUGGAACUCAACUGGGAAAUGAUAUGCCACGCCCACAAGGUCCGGGCUACAACACGACCAAUGUUUUCAUACCCGUUCCUCCAAACCCCAACUUCCCUCGUCAUCCAGAAGUCGACGAAAAGACCGCUCUAGUUCUGAACAUUGUGGUCCCACAACAUCCAAGACUGGAAGAAGAGAAAUUCCCAGUGCUCGCGUGGAUUCAUGGAGGAUCACUGCUCUUCGGAAGUGCAAACUAUGGGAUUUACGAUGCCGUGAAUUUGGUCUCCCACAGUGUCGAUAUCGGUUGGCCCGUUGUGGUGGUGAGCUUUAAUUACAGACUGGGACUAGGCGGAUUUCUUGCCAGUGCAAAGAUUGGCGAGGAAUUGAAAGCAGAUGGAUUCGAAGGGAAUGGGAACUUUGGGUUUACGGACCAAAAAGUUGCCAUGGAGUGGAUUCAGGAAUAUGUCGGUCAGUUUGGAGGAGAUCGAGACAACGUCACGGUCUUUGGUCAGUCGGCAGGCGGCGUCUCGAUUGGACAUCAGAUGACGGCGAACAACCCGAUGAAGUUUGACCGGGCGAUUUGCAUGUCUGGCCUGGGGAGUACUCUUGCACCGUUGGACUUAUAUGAGCACGAGGCAUUGUUUGACGCAACGUGUCGCUACUUUUCUAUCGAUCCCAAGGCUGCGGAUGCCCUCAUUCGGUUAAGAGAAGUUCCAGAACAGGAUAUGGCAAAUGCGGACCAUAUUAUUCAGGGUGUUCCUUCUGGAGUAGGUAAUCCCUGCAAUGAUGGGUGGUUUUAUGCCUCUGAUCCGCGACGUCAGUCACAGGCUGAGGCACCAGCGUGGUUGAAAUCAUUCAUGAUAGGCGACGUACAUGAUGAAGGCGUGAUAUUUACAAUGAAUGUCAUGAAUGAUACGUACGAAACCGUUCGACAGACGCUGCUGGAAAGCAUACAAAAUGAACUCUACGUCGACAGAAUCCUACUCGAAUAUGGCAUCACCCAAAAUACUUCAGGUCUAGACCUCAACCAAAAAAUUUGCGAUAUGGGCGGAGAGGCUGUUUUCAAGAUUCAGAAUUAUCUAACUGCAAACGUUAACAAGCGAAUGCGAGAUGAGAAGGCCAUCUUCAAGUACCACUUCGACCAGCGCUCCCGUCUAGAUAAUGCCCUGAAUGGAAUGGCGUAUCACGGGUUCGAUGUGGCGUAUCUAUUCGGCAAUCUCGACAACAAGCUUACCGCUAAGGAAAGUGCGAUGGGCUGUAAUAUGGCCUCUGCGUGGAUCAGGUUCGCUUGGGGCCAGGAGCCUUGGUGGACUGAGUUUUGGGAGGUUUGGGGCCCGGAUUCACUGGGUCAGUUGGAAACCGAGGAAGAAGAUGAACAUGUGCGCUUCUAUUCCAGGUUUAAGCGCUUGUUGUCAUGGGGCUCCGGUGGGCUGUGGGAGAGGUACUUGGUUGCACUGAACCAUUUGUUGAUGAAGCGAGGCACAUCGAGGACAUUCGAGCACGGUGUUGAUGCUGGAUCAUAG